UCAAAGCUCAAGGCCCUUGUCCUCAAUUCACCACAGAUAUUGAUCCUUAUCUUCGAAUACCUUCGAAUACUGUGUAUUCACCCAUCCAUUCACCAUGCACUGCUGCCGCCAUUUCUAUCACCAUUCACCAUCCAAACACACACACACACACGCACAAACACCAUUGCCCGCGCAGUCUGAAUCCUAUGCUGCUAACUUUUUGUUUUCAAAAAUCCGAUGAUAUAUAAGCAAAUUUUUCAUUUGUAGUCGAGGUGUUUGAUAGAACGCCUAAGAGAUGAGUUACCUGAGAGUCUGCAUUUCCCCAAUUGUGCUCAUCUUUUUGAUUGAUGGAUAAUGAUUUGGUUUCUCUUAUUAAUUGUAACUCUCUCCUGAUUACAGAGCAAAGUCAGAAAUCGAUCGCGCCCUUGAAAAUCAAGUAAUCGUUUUUUUUAGUUGCAAAUUGAAUGAGAAAUGCCUGCUUUAGCUGCAACUAGAGUGCUUCUUCUUGUUGGUGACGCUAUAUCAUCAGGAAAAUCCUGUGUGUUUUCACGUGUAACUCUUCGAUACAGAAGAUAUGGUCGUGUUAGUAGCGAGAACAGCAAGUCUCUCACUCUAAAGAGUCUCGGAUUCAAGAGUGAAGCUCCGAGGAGUGAUGGAGCCAAUGCCGUUAAGAAGAAAGAGAGGGUUGAUGUAUCUGCAUUAGCUCCAUUUGCUGCACAGUCUUUCUCGGAGCUCGGCCUUCCGCCUCUGUUAGUUGAGAGGUUAGGGAAGGCAGGAUACAACGUUCCAACAGACGUGCAGGCUGCAGCGAUUCCCACCAUUCUCAAGGAUCAUGAUGUUGUUAUACAGUCGUACACGGGUUCAGGAAAGACGCUGGCUUAUGUGCUCCCUAUUCUCUCGGAGAUUGGCCCGUUCAGGGAGGAUGACGAGCAUAGGAGCAAGAUGGGCGUGCAGGCAGUUGUUCUCGCGCCAUCAAGGGAGCUCGGGAUGCAGAUUGUGAGGGAAGUUGAGAAUAUUCUUGGACCCGAGGAUAAGAGAUUAGUGCAACAGCUUGUUGGUGGUGCAAACAAGUCGAGGCAGGAAGAGGGGCUUAAGAAGAACAAGCCUGUGAUGGUUGUUGGGACGCCUGGUCGCGUUGCUGAGAUAAGCGCAUCCGGGAAGCUUCAAACGCAUAACUGCCAGUAUCUGGUUUUGGACGAGGUGGAUGAGCUGCUUGCGUUUAAUUUCAGAGAGGAUAUGCAUCGUAUAUUGGAGCACGCUGGGAGGAGAUCCGGUGCAGGCCAGAGUGUCGCGAACAGCCCUAAAGCCAGGCGAGCUGAGCGCCAGACUAUAAUGGUGUCUGCAACAAUACCCUUCUCAGUGAUCCGAGCAGCUAGAAGUUGGGGUUAUGAGCCUCUUCUCGUCCAGGCCAAGAGCGUUGUCCCUAUUGAAAACAUCCCUGCUCCUACGCCAAUCAAGCCGUCUGAAGCGCCUACUGACUCCACCUCCGGUGGUGCAACCACGCAGGGGCAGGGGCAGGGGCAGGGGCAGAGCCUACCGCCUUCCCUAACACACUACUACUCGGUCACAAGGCUGCAACACAAGGUGGAUGUGUUGAGAAGGUGUGUGCACGCACUUGAUGCAAAAUGCGUGAUAGUUUUCAUGAACCACACGAAACAGCUCAAAGACACGGUCUUCAAGCUGGAGGCACGUGGGAUGAAGGCAGCAGAGCUGCACGGGGACCUCAGCAAACUCGCUAGAUCAACGAUUCUGAAGAAGUUGAGGAAAGGGGAUGUGAGGGUGUUGCUAACCAAUGAGCUCUCUGCUAGAGGAUUGGAUAUUCCGGAAUGUGAUCUUGUGGUUAAUCUGGAGCUGCCUACGGACUCGACCCAUUAUGCUCACCGGGCUGGCCGGACAGGGCGGCUUGGCAGAAGGGGCACCGUGGUUUCUAUAUGCGAGGAGUCGGAGGUUUUUGUUAUGAAGAAGAUGCAGAAGCAGCUUGGUGUUGUGAUGGAAUCUUGUGAGUUUGCUGAGGGAAAACUCAGUGUCAAUGGAGAUUAGAAAUUGAAUCUGCUCAAUUGUUUUGACAUCUGUUGAUGAAGGGAGCUUUUGUGAAAUCUUGAUACAAGUAUAGGGAAGUUUAAGGUUUGUUUUUUUUAUUGCAAUAUGUUGAAAUCUGAAGAAUUUUCUGCGUUUCUUCUCCAAAA
This is a messenger RNA of Salvia splendens (bonfire salvia), 2165 nucleotides long. RefSeq names its product DEAD-box ATP-dependent RNA helicase 47B. The record is from RefSeq and is a predicted model, not a curated record. The transcript has a single exon. The coding region runs from base 451 to 2019 and encodes 522 amino acids. Gene Ontology annotation, molecular function: RNA binding; ATP binding; RNA helicase activity. NCBI's taxonomy places the organism in Eukaryota, Viridiplantae, Streptophyta, Magnoliopsida, Lamiales, Lamiaceae.